This is a messenger RNA of Protopolystoma xenopodis, 231 nucleotides long. The record is from the annotation of a GenBank genome assembly. NCBI's taxonomy places the organism in Eukaryota, Metazoa, Platyhelminthes, Monogenea, Polystomatidea, Polystomatidae.
AUGGCGGCCGCUGCCAGUAAUCAGGCAGCCUACACAACAGGCGCACAACUUCAGCUUACUCAGCCGCAAGGACAUACCGGGCAGACAGUCACUGUGCAUGUACCUUUACAGACUCUACAACAGCAUCAGCAACUAGGUCAGGCAACACAAAUGAUCCAAGUGCAGACGGCAGCGGCAACAGCUGCUGUAGCCGGCCAGUCUUUAAACAGUAGGAUUGUUUUUGUUCCCUAA